Messenger RNA from Aureobasidium subglaciale EXF-2481, 357 nucleotides. RefSeq lists its product as uncharacterized. Lineage: Eukaryota; Fungi; Ascomycota; Dothideomycetes; Dothideales; Saccotheciaceae. The coding region runs from base 55 to 270 and encodes 71 amino acids. The record is from RefSeq and is a predicted model, not a curated record. The transcript has a single exon.
CGGCAAAGGGUUCGGGAGCAAACCUACGACGGCCGUCCAACAACGGAUUUGAAUAUGUUUCCAUUUAUUGAUGAGAAGAAGGCUGUCGUCAAUAAAGUUAGGAGAGUAGAAUCAAGUCGGCAAGGAAGCAGAGGGACGAGAGGGAAUGCGACGGCGGGGGUCGGGAGUUGGCUUUGUUUGUGGCAGGCGGCAGGCACGGCGGGCGCCAGUCGUCGGGAGCGGCAGGUGCGAGCACAGCAAGACGCGGCAGCCGAGCGCUCCGGUCUUUGACCAUUUCGCUGGAUCUUCUUCUUUCUCUCGUAUGCUAGUUACUACCGUCUACACAUGUGAUGCCCUAGGUCUUUGAUCUACCCUUAU